AGGUUCGUUUGACUCGAAUUAUCACCUAACCACUCCAUCCUAUCCUGAAAAAGUCGACUCCCUUUUCUUGGGGUGUGUUUUUACAAAGACCCUAAGUAAGUAGAUGCAAAGUCAUAGACGACAUCAUUUCUAGGUAUUUACAACGAAGGAAUUUCAUAUAUUAAUUGAGUUCUAUAAUUUGGGUGAACUAUCAGCUCUGGUCGUUCUUUUUCUGGAUUCUCUUCCUCAUUUGCCAAAAUCAUGAAGAGCUCUAGUGUGCAUGGGCAUGCGCACGGCCAUAACCACCCGCACCGUGCGAACGUGCAGAUGAGACAAGGUAUGGGAUCAGCGCACAUGGAAGCUGCUCAUGCGAUGGCGGCUGCGGCGACCCACCACCAAGCAAACGAGGAGAUGCCAACGCGAAAGGUGCAAGCCGAAGGUGAAGCGAUGCAGGACCGCGGGAUGCCGAAAGACGACCGGCUUCGCCAACCCUACGAAUACGAUCCUGCCGCAGCAAAAGGCAAGGAUCAGCCGCCCAGUAGUCCAGUAUCAGCAGCAUCGACAAUGCCUGGAUCGUACUGCGCUUCUGAUUGUUCUUUAUUGCUUCUAGAUAGGUAUAGGUUUAUGAUGAUCUAAUUCGAAAUUAAGGGCCAAUCUUUAAAGACUUGAAGUAGAAAUAGCAAAUGACAAAGUAGUCACAGUCAGUAACCUGUGGUUCGCUGACUCGUAUAUCUAAGUGCGGUUUAUUUUUCUCUAGGCUUCUCCUACGCACAUCACAUUACAGGUACACGAGUGCAUCCUCGACGAGCUCUGGUCUGAUGUCAAAAAAGAAUAAGAAGGGAGGCGAUGGCGAAGAGCCAGCGUCUUUGACGCAGAAGGUAAAGACACUUGUGUCAGAAAAUAAGCACAAUAUUGCGAUGGCAGCCGUGACCGCAUUGUCGGUGGGUGCAGCUUAUUACUACCUAUCUGAUGUCGGGGGUAUGAGUUCGGCUGCGAAAUCCUCAACUACAUCGACCAGUUCAUCUUCGACGUCAACGAAGAAAGAGACGAACACAUAUCACUUCAAAGUCACAGUCCCGACCGUCACGACAGAAGUGCGACACGGAUGAGCUAGGUGGUUCGAAAUGUCCAUUUUUAUGUGGUGCGAGUUCUCAUUCUCGAAUCAAUCUGACCAAUAUCUAACGAUUACUAGAAAGCAUUUGAGUAAAUUUGAAUUUCUCUUUGGAUGAUGAUGCCUACUUUGAGAACGGAUUCUUGUUCAGUUUCUGAAUCGAAAAAGAUGGGUAAGUCCGGUCAUAGUCUUAUAGCAUCGAGCGUAAACUACGAUCUAUCAUUUUUUCUUCAUACAAUGUAUCUACAAAGAUUAUUGGAACGAAGGCCGCUAUCCUGCAGGUUCUUUACGUACCGAGCACUGAGAUCAGAGAGAACGAUCAGUAACAUCAUAUUUGUACAGAUUCCCUUUUGUAUUUGUAAGUAUCCUCAUCACACCAGAUUCUGGCCUCGACGUGAUCCUCUUCUGUCAGGAUAACAAAUGACUGAAAAUUUCCCUGACGCUGAUUCUUUUUUCAUAUCGCUGGUACUUUCAGCAUGACCGAUGGUGAAUUGAAACGCACAUGAAACAAUGAAGCG
Messenger RNA from Amoebophrya sp. A25, 1608 nucleotides. The record is from the annotation of a GenBank genome assembly. NCBI's taxonomy places the organism in Eukaryota, Dinophyceae, Syndiniales, Amoebophryaceae.